AUGGCAGCACGCUCGCGGAGACCCUGGCUGAGCGUGGUUCUGGGGCUGGUGCUGGGCUUCACUGCCGCCUCCUGGCUCAUCGCUCCCCGGGUGGCCGAGAUGAGCGAGAAGAAGCGGCGCGGCGCCAGCCUCUGUUCCUACUACGGCCGCGCGGCGGGGCCGGGGGCUGCCGGGGGCGCCGGCGCGGCGGUCGAGCAGCCGGCGGCCGCGGCGGUGCUGGGAGGCACGGGCGUGCGGAGCAGCCCAUGGGAACUGCCGGCGGGAGAGGAAGGCACGGUGUUCAGCCCCGCCGCCGGCGGAGAAGCGGAGCAGGAGGAGGAGGAGGAAGGCGGCGAGAAGCGGAGCGGGCGGCCCGGCGGCAGCCGCAACGGGAGCGGUGACUGGGGAGGCGCGGCGGGCUGCGCCAAGCCUCGCAACUUCCUCUACGUUGGGGUAAUGACGGCCCAGAAGUACCUGGGCAGCCGGGCGGUGGCGGCGCAGCGGACGUGGGCGCCCUCGGUGCCGGGCCGCGUGGAGUUCUUCUCCAGCCAGGGCUCGGCCGCGCCCCCAGGGCUGCCCCUGCUGCCUGUCGUCGCCCUGCCCGGCGUGGACGACUCCUACCCGCCGCAGAAGAAGUCUUUCAUGAUGAUCAAGUACAUGCACGACCACUACCUGGACAAGUACGAGUGGUUCAUGCGGGCGGACGACGACGUCUACAUUAAAGGUGAAAAAUUGGAGGAGUUUCUUCGCUCACUGAACAGCAGUGAGCCUCUGUAUUUGGGACAGACUGGUCUGGGUAACAUUGAAGAACUUGGGAAGCUGGGACUUGAGCCUGGAGAGAAUUUCUGCAUGGGAGGGCCAGGAAUGAUAUUCAGCCGGGAGGUUCUGAGGAGGAUGGUGCCACACAUAGGUGAAUGCCUUCGUGAGAUGUACACCACUCAUGAGGACGUGGAGGUGGGCAGGUGCGUCCGAAGAUUUGGAGGAACGCAGUGUGUUUGGUCCUAUGAGAUGCAGCAAUUGUUCCACGAGAACUAUGAACACAACCGCAUGGGUUAUAUUCAAGACCUUCACAGCAGCAAAAUUCACACAGCUAUAACACUUCAUCCAAACAAAAGGCCAGCCUACCAAUAUAGGCUGCACAAUUACAUACUGAGUCGCAAAAUUUCCGAACUGCGCUAUCGAACCAUUCUUCUCCAUAGGGAACGUGCCCUCAUGAGCAAACUUAGUAACAGCAAAGUAACGAAGGAAGAUCAGCAACUGGGAGUGAUACCAUCUUUCAAUAAUUUCCAGCCACAUGAAAGAUCUGAAGUCAUCGAGUGGGAAUUUCUAACAGGAAAAUUUCUUUACUCGAUGGUAGAGGGCCAACCACCCCGGCAGAGUGUGAGCAGUGUUCUGCGGGCUGCACUAGAUGACACUGUGAUGCAAGUCAUGGAAAUGAUAAAUGAGAACUCUAGGUCUAGAGGAAGACUGAUUGAUUUCAAGGAAAUACAAUAUGGAUACCGCAGGGUGGAUCCUAUGCAUGGGGUGGAGUACAUCCUGGAUUUACUGCUCUUGUACAAAAGGCACAAAGGAAGGAAAGUUACAGUUCCAGUGAGACGUCAUGCUUUCCUUCAGCAACUGUUCAGCAAACCUUUCUUCAGAGAAGCAGAAGAACUAGAUGUAAGAAGCCUGCUGGAGGACACCAAUGCUGACACACAAUCUUUCUCUUUUCUUUCAAAUUCUUUAAAGAUUUUUUCUUCAUCAUUCCAAGGCACCAAAGACAUUGUGGGACACAGUGACAAGAAAAUACAUAUUCUUGUCCCUCUUAUAGGAAGAUUUGACAUUUUCUCAAGAUUUAUGGAAAACUUUGAGAAGACUUGUCUGAUUCCCAGACAGAAUGUAAAGUUGGCAAUAAUUCUCUUCAGUUCUGAGUUAGGACAGGAUUCCAGUAAACACAUAGAGCUGUUUAAAGAAUAUAGCAUGAAGUAUCCUAAAGCAGAUAUGACCCUGGUUCCUAUGGCAGGAAAGUUUUCCAGAGGUUUAGGUCUUGAAAUGGCUUCAUCCCAAUUUGACAAUGGCACUUUGCUGUUGUUCUGUGACGUUGAUCUGAUAUUCACACCAGACUUCCUACAGAGAUGCAGAGAAAACACUAUUCAGGGAGAACAGGUUUACUACCCUAUCAUCUUCAGCCAGUAUGAUCCAAAAGUAAUAUAUGGAGGCAACCCUCCAGCUGACAGUAGUUUUAUUUUCACAAAAAGAACUGGAUUUUGGAGGGAGUAUGGAUUUGGAAUUACAUGUAUUUACAAAAGUGACCUACUUACUGCUGGUGGAUUUGAUACCUCAAUUCAAGGCUGGGGUCUUGAGGAUGUAGACCUCUAUACUAAAGUGAUAACAUCAGGCUUGAAGGCUUUUAGAAGUCAAGAAGUAGGAGUUGUUCAUAUUUUUCACCCAGUUCAUUGUGACCCCAGUUUAGAUCCAAAACAAUACAAAAUGUGCUUAGGAUCCAAAGCAAGUACAUUUGCUUCAACCAUGCAGCUCGCUGAACUCUGGCUAGAGAAAUAUUUGGGUGUCAGAUACAAUCGAACUGUCUCCUGACAUCCCAACCCAUUUGGCCUUUUAAAGGGAGUUUACCUCAUUAUUUUUUUAUUUUGAUGUUGUAUUUUUAAACUCCCUUCUCUUUGUCUUCCAAAGACUGCUGACCUCAAACCAGAUGAGUCUGCUGUUCACUGAUGUUUCUUAUACCUACUGAACUGAUUAGGUGAACUCUUUCAGAUUUCUUUUAUUUGAAAAUCAAUCAAACCAUGGCAAUCACACAAUCUCAUGGAGCACAUCCAUCACAAGAGACUACAUCAGAAGAUUAUUCUUUUUGGCUUUAGGAUACAGUAUCAUCUUUGUUGCAUUUUUCAGACUUGAUGUGAUACAAAUAUUUAAAGUGAAGGUACCACAAAAGUGCUUUAUGCUUCUUCUGGGGAUGGAACUUUGUUAGAUAAACUUGAGUUUUAUAAUUUAUAUGAGGACUUAUAUGUAUAAACACUACUUUUCUUCAUCUUUAGAAUUUUUAAAGUAAGCGAAUAACUAUGAUUGUACCUUUAUUUUUAAAAAGGAAGAAAAACCGAGGAGUUGCUUGCAAAUGCAACUGGUACUGGCUACCAAGUUACCUUAAACGUCUUAUUAGAGUAACAAACUCCUCGAUGUUCUUCACUCUAAGUGUAAAUGAACUUUAUUUUCACAAGGAAAGGAAUUUAAUCUAAUCCUCAUAUACAUUUUAGGAGAUUUCUGAACCAAUGUCCUUCAUUUGCAGACAAGAAGCUAUGACAUAACAUGGUCAUUUAUGGUAAAGUGCAGGCAAACAACAUUCUUUUUUUGAAACAUAUAAGUUGGUGUUUCUUUUUAGAAUGGAUCUCUAAUAUGUAAUUUUCUUUUACAUUCCUCUCAUAAACUGCACUAGAUAGAGAGCGUUAGAAGUUAAAGCUGUAUCUUUUUUUUAUGUUUUCUGUGAAUAUUGGUACUCAGAAACAAUUUGUUGUUAAAAUUAAAGUAAUUGUAGGAUAAUUAUUUAAGUUUCAAAAUUUAUAAUUGCUGGUCAAAAUUCCUUGCCAAUAUAUUUAUAUUAGUGGAGGUUAUAAGACUGUGUUAAAAUCUAUCUCUCUGGACAGCCUGAUGUUGUCGUAUUACUG
Lagopus leucura (white-tailed ptarmigan) is the source of this 3635-nucleotide messenger RNA. RefSeq names its product chondroitin sulfate synthase 3 (gene CHSY3). The transcript is spliced from 3 exons. The coding region runs from base 1 to 2553 and encodes 850 amino acids. Lineage: Eukaryota; Metazoa; Chordata; Aves; Galliformes; Phasianidae. Gene Ontology annotation, cellular component: Golgi cisterna membrane. The record is from RefSeq and is a predicted model, not a curated record. Gene Ontology annotation, molecular function: glucuronosyl-N-acetylgalactosaminyl-proteoglycan 4-beta-N-acetylgalactosaminyltransferase activity.